Messenger RNA from Pseudovirgaria hyperparasitica, 458 nucleotides. RefSeq lists its product as uncharacterized. The coding region runs from base 1 to 375 and encodes 124 amino acids. The transcript has 3 exons. The record is from RefSeq and is a predicted model, not a curated record. NCBI's taxonomy places the organism in Eukaryota, Fungi, Ascomycota, Dothideomycetes, Acrospermales, Acrospermaceae.
AUGUCUGGUCGUGCAUCGGUAACUUCCGAGAGCUGGAGCACUGCUACAAAAUCAAAGGUUAGCUUAGCCUUCAACCUUCUGGGACCCGUUAUUAUUGCGUGGAGUGGCUUUGAAUAUUUCAUUUUAUCUCGGUCGAGAGGAAGUUCUACAGAUAAGCUCGUCGACCUUCUUGGAUGGUCGCACUUGGAGAAGGGACAGACAGAAGGAGCGACGCUAGACGAAUAUGAUCCAUGGAUGAAGGCGUGCGAACGUCCCGUGCCGGGCGACCAUAUACGGCCCGUUUCGUCCAGCCUAUCCACAUUCGACGACUCAGACAAAACCGGCAAUGCUGAGUCAAGAUUUCUGCCUGAGUCAAGGAUCCUGCCUGAAUCGUAGACCAAUUAUUUCCGGACUCGUAGACGUUCUAAUGGCGUCGUGAGAGGACGAAGCCUUCAAAGUCGCUUUCAGAAAGUCUCCGG